GGCUAGCCAGCGGCGACUGGGAAGGAAGCCGGGAAGGACAGAAGGAGGCGGCCGCGGCAGAGGCAAUUGGAGCCAACGGCCCCUCCUCCUUCUUCUCCUCCGCCUCCGCCCCCUCCCCUGAGGGACUCGGGCCGCGCUCUCUCCGCUCCCCGCAUCGGGAACGAGCCGAGCCCAAGCCACGGCCCGGUGCUGCCGCCCCGACUCUGCCCCGUUGCCGGUGCCGCCGCGCCCCCGCCGCGUCCGACAUGAGCUUCUUGUUUGGUAGUCGCUCCUCCAAAACUUUUAAGCCAAAGAAGAACAUUCCAGAAGGUUCUCACCAGUAUGAGCUCUUGAAACAUGCAGAAGCCACCCUUGGUGGCAACCUGCGGACAGCUGUCAUGCUUCCUGAGGGGGAAGAUUUAAAUGAGUGGGUUGCAGUGAACACUGUGGAUUUCUUCAACCAGAUCAAUAUGCUUUAUGGGACCAUCACAGACUUUUGUACGGAAGAGAGCUGCCCAGUGAUGUCAGCUGGCCCAAAAUAUGAAUAUCAUUGGGCAGAUGGAACUAACAUAAAGAAGCCUAUUAAGUGCUCUGCACCAAAGUAUAUUGAUUACCUGAUGACUUGGGUACAGGACCAGUUGGACGAUGAGACAUUGUUUCCAUCCAAAAUAGGUGUCCCCUUCCCAAAGAACUUCAUGUCAGUGGCAAAAACUAUCCUGAAGCGUUUGUUUAGGGUGUAUGCACAUAUUUACCACCAGCACUUUGACCCAGUGAUCCAACUACAGGAAGAAGCCCAUCUUAAUACAUCCUUCAAGCACUUCAUUUUUUUUGUGCAGGAAUUCAACUUAAUUGACAGAAGAGAACUUGCCCCACUCCAAGAACUGAUCGAAAAACUGACCUCAAAGGACAGAUGAGGGAUGGAGGGCUAUUUCAAUCAUAUUUUGCUUAAAUCAGGCUCUUAGGAAUAUAUAUUUGGGGUUGUUAUUUGGUUGGGUGGUUUGGGGUUUUAUUUUCCUUUAUUUUUCGUUAUUUUUUUUCCUCCUAAAUAAAUGAAAACCUUUUCUGUUACUUUAGAGGCACCCAAAAUCCAUUCUGUAUGCUUUUGGUGGAGCACAAUCUUUUUUCUUAGUGACAUACAGUGGUGUGGACGUUUUUCUUUUUGUUUGGAAUUUGGGAAAGAGACAGAGAUAGGGUUUGCCUCCUUGUAGGUUUUUAGCUGAUGUUGUCUGUGUGCUUGACCCUACUGGUGGAUGGGUUCUACAUGGUGUAAAUUGUGACCCAUUCAUAACAUAAAAGACUAACCUUCUUAAGUGCCUUGGCAGAAGGCUCACUUCUGAGGUGCAAAAUGCAAAUGUAGUAGACUGAGCAUUGCUGAACACAAUGGACUGCUCACUUACCUACAAUGCUUGGUGAUGACAUUUCUGUUAGAUUAUCUAAUUUUUAAAAAGCCAUAGUUUGCCUAAAUUGGUGAUCUCCAGCUUUUAAUACAUGAAGAAACAAUUCUUGAAGAUGUGAAUGUAGAUCUUUAAAAGAAAAAAAACAACCAGAAAUAACAUUUUCAGUUAUUUAUGUUAGUGAUGGUGGUGUUGAUGUAUGUUACUCUGUUCACCAAAUGUUGAAAGUUCUAUUAUGAGCAGGUCUUUCUACCCCGGUAAUGUCUGUGAUAUUGAAACUGAAGGGAGCUAGAAUGUGUUAUCAUUCCAGCAUGGCUCUUCCAUACGACAAAUGCCUCUACUAUAGAUCAUAAAGUAUUUAUUGCCACAUUCUGAGAUGAUGUAGCCAGCCCCAUCUGGGAGGUUUCUUACCAGUUGCCAAAUGAGCCAUAAAUCUCCUUCCAUUGUGAAGAGAAUCAAAAAUAUUUCCACUGAAAUAAUAUUUAAAACCCAUGAAACCAGUACCAAGGAUAAAUUUUCUUGUAAACCCAGUCUCUGAGAAAUCCUUCUCUUGUACUUUGGAGCCAACUCCCAUUAGUAGAGAAUUAAAUACAUCUUUAUUCUCAUCAUAGAUAUUAAGGAUGAAAUUGAAGGAGAGUUAUUAGAAGUACUUGUUACUUUUCAACACUUCCAUUUAUUGGAUGGAGCUGUUGUGUUUGUCACGAAAGAAUGAUGACCACAUUUAAUGACAUUCUUUUAGCUGCUUUCUGCUGGCCCUUUUUGAAGGUUGGCUUUUUAUUUUUUUUUUUUAAACCAGCUAGUUUCUAAUGGCAAAAGAAUUCUACUAUGUAAUGUAAUUAGGUAUCCAAAAAAGUGACUAAUUUAAAACUAACAUCAGUUUUCAAUGGGUUCCAUCCUUUUGUAACAAUUUAGUAAAGUGAAUAUUUUGUACAUUGUGUUCUUAUGAAAACUCCCAGAUUUCAAUUCUGUCUUCUCUGAUACCACUGUCUGCCUCCUGGAACUGGAUAAGUUCAGUCCUCCCUGAUUUCUUCUUGCAAAAUAAUUCAAAUUAAUAGCACUUUGGGUUGUUUUCCUAAUAAACAGAGCACUGAUAUGAUAGAUGUCAUUAGCAUCAUUACUACCUAGAACUGCCUUUUUGCAAUGUUCAGCAAAAUUUGUCAAGUGUCAGCAAUAGACAGUAAUGUUUGGCAGAGAUGCAUCCAUCAGUUAUUGGUAAUACUUAUGUGGCACAGCAAUAAGAGACAGUUGGGAUACAUAUGUCUCCUUUAAAGAAAAAAAAAAGUUUCUUGUAAUUAUCCAGAUAGAUAUUAACUGAAACAUUUAAUUUAGAAACAACUGGGUGCCAAGUGGUUUAGGGAUCUGCAGAGGAUCCCAUCUGCACAGGGAAAUAAAGCACAAGGUCACCCAAGUGGUCUUCCAUAUCACAUUUCAACUCAUGUAAAUUCACUAACAGCAGGGUUGCAAUAGCCAAGUAGAAAGAGAAUGGGUGAGAAAAUUAUUCUUGUAUCUGAUAAACUUCAUGUAGCACUGUUACGUUGAAGUAUAAUAAUUCUCUUAGAUAAUUUUGUAAGUGUACAUUGAUUUCCCAGUAUUUAUGGAUAAGAUUUUGUUCUCAAUUGUGCCAGAACCUCAGGUACCUGCCUCUGGGUACUCCUUUCAUCAAAGACAUUGGGAUUUGGAGGAUGCUGCUACUGUUUCUAUGUGUUUUAAGUAGAGAGGCUAUCAUUAAGAAGGGAUCUGGCUUAUACUCCUUGGUUCUCUAUAUGUCUAGAAAGUAGAAAUUUCCUUUACACACAAAAUCAAUUAUUUUAAGAUAAAUUGUUUAAUGGUGAUUUCCCUCCUUCCCCCACUCCUCUCCCCCCCCCCCCCCCCACACACACACCAUAAGAAGAUAUAAAAUCCAUGUUAGUAGCAGAUUUUGCUUCAGAAGUUAAUCAGAGAUCUCUGUUUUUCAGGCCUUACUCAUCUCUUGACCUGAAUUCACAAAUAUUUUUACUGAAUUUACCUUUAAAUUCCAUUGGAAAGAUUAAAAGAAUACCACUAAUGAUAUUUCUUUAAAAACAAAAUAAAUUGAAAACCUAACCUAGAUACCCUUGGUUAAAUUUUAACAUGCUAGAAAAUUUUAAUGAUUGGAUAAGCUUUUAGUUAGUCAGACAUUAUGUUACUGACUCAAAUUUUUAAAGCUCUCUUUUUUCCUUUCAUUUUCAUAGAAGUCAUGUUGUUGAGUCAUAACAUAGAUAUGAAGCCUGAAAAGUAAAAACCACAGAUUAGAUAGUGAAUGUAUUUAGUUUACUACAUGAUAGGUAACCAAUUGCCUGGUUUACCCAGAGAAUCCAAGUGCUAUAGCACCAUAGUUAUUCUAAUUGGAAACAGAUGGUUUGGAUAUUUUGAAAUUCAUGAGAUUCCAUUUUAGUUAUUAGUUUUAAGCUUUUUUUAACCAAUUAUUUUAGGUUAGAGUUCAAGUAGUGUCACAAAAGUUCCUUUUUUCUAGAAAGAUAGGUAUUUAAUGGUUUUUCUGCUCACCAAUACUUAUUGAGGUGAGAAUUUAGGCAGAAUUUAAUAAUGUAUGGCUAUUUUUUUUUAAAAAACAUUUCAACUGUUAUAGACAGUAACUUUUAUUCAUCCAAAUGUUUCCUCAUUUGGGGAUGCUACUACCAUCAUUCAAAAUGUCUUUGGAAUUACUCUUUUGGAAUUUCCUUCAGAACCAAUUUACUAGCCAUGCAAGAAAGUCUGUAUCAUUACCUUACGUUAAUUACAUUACAACUAUAUCUUCAUUUGAACUAAAACUAGUAUAAUUCAGCUUAUUUAUUUAUUCAUUCUGCUUGCCUGUGGGUGAUUUUUGAUUACUUCCCCAAAAUGAUAUCCAUCCUUUAAUACAAAGAUUUGUGAACAUGAAUGAUUCUCAAAAGACUGUUAAGGGUUUUGAAGGCAACUUGAGCUCCCAAGAUGGUUUUAGCAAUUGUGUUAUUUGAAUCAUUGUAUGACCUCCCAGAUGGACUUACCUUCAUUUGGCAAUAGAAAUUCUGGUAAUUUUUAAGAAAUUAUUCUAUUAUCUUUUAAUCCUGCAUCACAAAAAUAAGUUCCCAAGUACAUUGACAUUCAAUGCUACAAAGAUCAUAGAUCCUAUUUGUCAAUAUGGGACAGUUUUGAUUAGGAAGAAGUGUAGACAGAUUCAAGUGAUUAAGGCAAAGGAAUUCAGGAGAAAUACACUGGACGAUCUUCAUCUGUCCUAUCCAUGUCCUUGUUCACACAAAAUGAUAAUAAAAGACUGGAGAUCACAGUAUAUGAGAAGCCUAUUGCAUAAACAUUGUACUUUUAGUUGAGUUUGAAGUUUAAAUCCAUGCAGCAUUCCUGUUUUUAUUAUACUUAUUGCUUUUAUUUUUGAAUAUCUUUUUUGAAAGACAUGGACCAUAUAUUAUAGUUAUUCUUUGAAAAUCUGGGCACAUAAAAAUAAAAUCCAGUUUGUUUUGAAACUAAACUGGAUCUGUGAACAAAAUGAUCCUUUGAAACAGUUUUCAAUUUCUGUAGAACAGGAUUCUCCGUGUUUUGUUUUGAACAUAAGUAUCAGAGUUUUGUGUGGUAUUUUUAAAAUGCAGGACAGAAAUUAUUGUCUUUUAGCUACUACCAAGUUUGUCCAUAAGUUUUGGAUGUCAACAUUUAGAGGUAAAGAUACCUCUAAAUUGAUUGAAGAGGAUUGAAGAGGAACCUUUACAUUGUAAUUGUAAAAAUGAAACAAAAUUCUGAACACAGAUUAUUUUAUAUUUUUGUUACUGGUAGCUGAAGUUAUGUUUAAAUGGCUUUGAAGGGAGAAAAAGAUAUUACAGGUUAGAGUUCCAGUAGUGUCACAAAAGUUCCUUUUUCUAUCUGACACAAAAGAGAACUUGGAAAGUUUCACUUCUUUAAAAAAAUUAGAAGCAUUGACUAAUCUUAAUGUAUUCUUACACUUUCUCUUUUCCUCCCCCCUCCUUUUUCAGGUAAAGUUGCCUAUGUGCUGCUAUUAAUAUCCUGUACCUUUCUUCCCCAACUUUCCUCCCAUUAGAUAUUUGGGUCAUGAUAGCCAACAUUCUUGGUGAUUUUGAACCAUUAUUGAUACAAAGGUUUGGGUUGUUGUGUUGGAAAAUUAACAUCCUUACAGAUGUUUAUAAAGAUGACUUAUUUGGGUUCUAUUAGGAGCUCUUUAAAGUCUGCAUCAUUGAAGUACCAAUUACUGAUGAUUAGAUUGCUAGUGAUGAAAUGGUAUUUUGUUUUGUUUUGUUGUUAUUCUUUAAGACAAUACUUAUUUCUCUUAAUAGAGAAAGGAGUAACAUCGGAUUCUGGCUGGAUGAUUCUUGUUUUGCACAUAUUUUUUCCUUUAGCUGAAAUGCAGUUCUUCUGAAUGUUUCAAAAUAAAUUGUAGGAAGUGCAUUUUCAUUUUAAGAACACUUUCAAAAUUGUUCUUCAUAGAUCAUUGUAUUUUUCAGAGGUUUUUUUUUUUUUUUUUUUUUUUUUUGAGGCAUCCACUAACUGUAGUUUGUUAUUUUUGUACAUGUCCAACCUAGGAUUCAGGGGGCACUAUUUGUCCAGGAAUGCUUCUCUUUGAAUUCGUCUGUGCUUGGAGGGUGUAUUUACUAUGUUACCACUAGCUCUCAAAAUAUGAGACAAGAAAAGAAUGUAGUAAAUGCAUAUGGCAGUUUCUGAAUAAAUGAAAAUUUCUUUAGGUGAAAGCAAGAAUAAUAAAAGUGCAAGAUCAUUCUUAUUUCAACAUACAUGUUAUGUUUACAGUAUGUUAGACAAUUAUAAAAUCUAUAAGGACAUGAUCCCUGUUGUCAUGGAGAGAGUCAUAUCCACUUUAUAUUAAAGCAGCUUGAAGAAAAAAAAUAGAUGUAAAAUAUGAAAUACAUUAUGAGAAUUUAUAAGCUAACUGUGCCAAUCUUACUUCAGUUUGUAGUUAUUAAUGGUUAUUAUCUUAGGUUAUAACAAUACAUCAUAUUGAUUCUAAAAAGAGGGGAAAAUGAAUGUCAAAAAAGAUUCAUAACAUGUUUUAUUUGAGAGAUGUAAAUAAUAUAUACAGAUUGUGGUAUGUAAUGAGAUGAGGAAGUAUUUAAAUUUUAGGAUUUUUUUCCCAGUAAGAAACUGAAUGCUGUUUAUAAGAGAAAAAAUGAAUAAAUAGUUAUGUUUGGCCAUGA
Molecule: messenger RNA, 6538 nt
Organism: Antechinus flavipes (yellow-footed antechinus)
Lineage: Eukaryota; Metazoa; Chordata; Mammalia; Dasyuromorphia; Dasyuridae
Gene: MOB1B
Product: MOB kinase activator 1B
Biological process (GO): positive regulation of protein phosphorylation; hippo signaling
Cellular component (GO): cytoplasm; nucleus
Molecular function (GO): protein kinase activator activity
Source: RefSeq, a predicted model, not a curated record